AUGGCUGCGCAAGCAGUUGCACUCAAGCACUCAUCGCUGUACGAUAUCAAUUCGAUUACGGUCCCUAUUCCGGAGAUUGAAGAAGGAGAAAUCAUUCAAAAUGUGAUCACAAAAGGCAAUCAAAUUAAACAGACUGAUAUGACAAAGAAUGGAACUUAUGAAGGACGACACAGUCAACCUGAUCACGAGGAGGAAAACGAAGGAGUCGAUGCUGCUCCAGCCCGGAAAUCAGAUUUAUCUACAGAGAAGGAGAGACUAAAUUCCGUGGCUAAAUCAGAUUCAUCACAAGAUCAUGUUCGACCACAAAGCUACGUAUCUCGUGCCAGUUUCGGUGGAACACAGAACAAAGCUCCCAUCGUACCUUUGCAGCCUAUAAAACGAGGAGCCUCUGAGGAACGGCCGCCAUUAGAGAAGAAACAGGAUCUGCUCUUUGCAUUUCCGAACUGUCCACCGCCUCGUAUAAGCCGAAUGUCUUCUCUGACUCCUGAAGAGCACGAGCGGCUCCAAAGUGUAAAUGCAAAGAAAAUAGAGGCAGUCAAGCUGACGAUGAAUGAGGCUUCGAUAUCAAUUGUGAGAACAAAAAGGCCGUCUUCGAAUAUGGACACAACGACUCCACCCAAGAAAAGAGGUCGUCCAAAAGGGAGCGUGAACAAGCCAAGAAUGAACGGUGCACAAUCAUCCAUUUCUCACGUCGCUAUACAACCUCGCCGUUGUCAGGCAGGACCGAGAAUUGGAGUUACUGCAAGAACGAUAGCGACUCAAUCAUGCUUGGAUUUGACUGAACAGGGCUUUCCACAUCGUUCUUCAGCUAUUUUUCGUCCCUCAUCACACGUUCUCGAUUCGGUCACCAAAGACGGGUACUCAUCGCAGCUACAAAACGAAAAGAUGUCAGAUACAGUAGGGUGUGAACGAACGAUACCAAAGCCAUCGAAAGGUAAUACGGAGGAGCGAAAUCGAGCAAAAAGAAGUACAUCGUCAAUACCUUCUGGAUUGUGUUCGAAAGCUGCCAGGAGUGAAACGAAUACUGAGGUUUUGGAAGACGUACCUUCUGACGAUGGUUGCGUCACGCCACCGUUGUGUAUAGUCGAAGACGCUUCUAAUGCCAGCACAACCUCUCACGAAACCCCGAAACCUGCGCGGCAGCUGAAGGCGAAAUCAAGGAAAAUAAGAUUUGGAAAGGAUGUGGACGCGUGGCUUCAAACUCUUAUUGAUGAGUUGAAUUCACUUCUACCAUCGUCAGAAGAUGAGGAGAAACUCAAAAUUGCAUGCGGUUUACAACGGUUAAUAAGUGAGCAAAGAGAAUUUCAACAUUUGACAUCAAUGAUCACGUUGUUAGAAACAGAAGUCAAUGAACGGUUCCAACAACGCAAGGAGGAAGUAGAUCGUCUACUGGAUGACCAUGUGGAAAAAAGGGUCGACAAUGGUCAUAAGAUUGCGGAGUCAGUUACUUCAAUGCGUUCUGAAGUAGCUCGAGUGGCUGAUUUGUGCAAGUCGAUGAAGGGAACUGUUUCGAUGCAUUCAAGUGAGCUCGAUAAAAUGCGAACGACAUUCGAGUCAUGCUGCGACUCAGUGAAUCAAACAGCAGCUGAGCUAAACGCGAAACUUGAGAACUUAAGACGAGAAACUGAGGAGAUUCGUAAUGCUUAUAUUGAUCAUCGUUCUCAAAGAUUUUCAAGCAUAUCCUGUUUGGCUGCUUUGUUGCCACCUCCACCUCCACCACCUCCUCAGCCUCCAUUACAUUCGAGAGAGGACCACAGGGAAGAUGAAACUUCAACACCUGAAAAUGCAAGUUCAAAGAACAAACAAAGGUCAUCCAAUCGUGGAAUGGACACUCACGAAGCUUCAACAUCCGCGUCAAUUCCCGUAAUUCCAGCUGUAAAUAAUGCGGUGAACCAAUCUCCUUUAUUGCCGCUACCUGCUCCAUUCUAUGGACCUCUGCUGCCACCACCACAGAAGAUGAUGUAUGACUAUUUUCAACUGCAUCAACUACAACAAAUGCAAUCAAUGGUUCCUCCAUUGCCACCGUUCAUUCCGAAUAUGCUCCUAGACGGGAGUCAGAUCCCGUUGCCGUUCCAGCCUCCCUCGCAUGAUCAUCCGAACGCACGAAUCGAUGGAUAUAAUAAGCAGAGGCACCACAGCAGGGGUCAGGAACAUUCAGAUUAUGCGAAUAGAUCACGAAGAUAA
Necator americanus (New World hookworm) is the source of this 2184-nucleotide messenger RNA. RefSeq lists its product as uncharacterized. The transcript is spliced from 15 exons. Lineage: Eukaryota; Metazoa; Nematoda; Chromadorea; Rhabditida; Ancylostomatidae. The record is from RefSeq and is a predicted model, not a curated record. The coding region runs from base 1 to 2184 and encodes 727 amino acids.